Messenger RNA from Cladocopium goreaui, 1515 nucleotides. The record is from the annotation of a GenBank genome assembly. Lineage: Eukaryota; Dinophyceae; Suessiales; Symbiodiniaceae.
GCACCUUUUAGUUGCUUGAGCCGGCACGGUAGCAGCAACUGUCAGCGUAGCACACGGCAUGGCACCUCGUGCCCGUCAGCUCUUUGCUACUACUCCUUGGAUUGGAAAUAAUUGCACUUUGCCGAAUCAAGAGACCAAGCCUCCACCGACUCCCUGGUCAGGACAGCUGACAGAGUUCUUUCAGGACUACCGCACAUUGGAUGAUAUCCACCGAUAUAUUGAUCUUCUUGCACAGCAGCACCCAAAUCUGGUGACUCUGCGUGAGAUCGGCCGAUCCUGGCAGGGCAGGCCGCUGAAGGUCCUGGAGAUCACCAGCCCAAGUGGAAAUGUGGCAGAGAAGCCUUGCAUUUUCCUCGAGGGUGGCAUCCACUCGCGGGAAUGGAUUGCUACAUCGACAGUGUUGUACAUCGCAGGUUCACUAAUGCAAGAUGCAAGCGCUGAUGUGCAGAGCAUGCUGCAGCACUUCCUCUUCACACUGCUGGUCCCAGUCAACCCUGAUGGCUAUGUCUAUUCCUGGGAGGUGAAUCGCAUGUGGCGCAAAACACGGAGCAAUCGGAGCAACUAUUUGUGUCAUGGAGCCGUGGCUGGCGUGGAUGCCAAUCGCAACUGGGGCGUUACCUUCGGCCAGACUAACGAUGCUCCCUACGAAUUGCAAUUGCACAAUCCAUGUUCAGAAUUCUUUAUAGGCCCUGAGGCAUUCUCGGAACCGGAGACCAAGGCGGCUUCAGAGUACAUGAAGGAAAGACAGCAGAACUGGCGGUCCAACUCGAAAGCUGGAGCCGGUUAUGUAGCCGCCUUCAUUGACUAUCAUUCCUACGGCGAGGCAAUGCUACCACCAUGGGCGUAUACUGCAGAGACCCCGGCAGAUCCUGAUGGCUCAUACCAGACGUCUUUGACGAGCUUUAUCAACGAAGCAUUCUACAACACAUCGGGGCGCACGUUCAAUGCAGGAGCAGAUGUGUUCCUUCCUAAUCCUGGCACUGGCCCUGACUGGGCAUACGGGUUUCUAGGAAUCCGAGCUACUAUGACCAUUGAACUUGAAGGUCACAGCUCUUGCUUGCCAGCCACCCAAAUCCAGAACGUUGGCAAAGAGCAAUUCGCGGGAGUGAAGGCUUUAGCAGCUUUCAUCCGACAACAUGGUGGAGAACCAUCGGCUCAAGUGGGCAUUUUUGCGCGAGGCAAUGGAAGCACUGCUCUGUAUCUCGUUGUGAUUCUGGUGGUCUUUGCCUCGUUGGUGGCGAUGCGGAGCUGGUUCAAUUGGUUCUCCACAUCGAGGAGGGAUUAUCAUCCUGAAUCCGCCAUUAUUGGAAUGAGCAGAGACGCUGCCCCCAGCUGUCUUGCUUAGGCAUCCUUUGCUUUAAAGCAUCCGUAGGUUUCUGUACUGUGUGGCACAACUUUUGAGCUCAAGAACAAGCGAACGAAGAAGCGUCGCUUGUUGGCACUGCCUUCAAAGCAAGGAUGUUCUCGAGCUCUGCGGAACCUGGCAAUGCAAAUUGAGUUCGUCAGAAAAAAAAA